This is a messenger RNA of Solea solea (common sole), 1454 nucleotides long. It is a transcript of the gene mak16, whose product is annotated as MAK16 homolog (S. cerevisiae). Gene Ontology annotation, cellular component: preribosome, large subunit precursor; nucleolus. Gene Ontology annotation, biological process: maturation of 5.8S rRNA; maturation of LSU-rRNA. The transcript has 10 exons. The coding region runs from base 163 to 1068 and encodes 301 amino acids. Lineage: Eukaryota; Metazoa; Chordata; Actinopteri; Pleuronectiformes; Soleidae. The record is from RefSeq and is a predicted model, not a curated record.
GGGCCAGUGUUGGAAAGAAAGAUGGCAGCUCUGUGAGGAAGUGCACAUGUGGCGUCACAGACACAAAAAACACUUUAUAUCUUUAUGUUGAGAUAGUUUAACCUUUUUAAAACCAACAACACUUUCCGCUGUGACUGAGAUUAUCUCUACGAAGAAGCGAAAAUGCAACACGACGACGUUAUCUGGGACAUUAUUGGAAACAAACAGUUCUGCUCCCACAAAGUCAAGACGAAGAGUCAGAACUUCUGUCGUAAUGAAUACAACGUCACAGGGUUGUGUAACCGCUCGGCCUGUCCACUCGCCAACAGUCAGUACGCCACCAUCAGAGAGGAGAAAGGUCAGAUUUUCCUCUACAUGAAGGUGAUUGAGAGAGCUGCUUUUCCUGCCAGGAUGUGGGAGAAGGUGAAGCUCAGUAAGAACUAUGAGAAAGCUCUGGAACAGAUAGACGAGAAUCUGAUUUACUGGCCUCGAUUCCUGCGACACAAAUGUAAACAGAGAUUCACCAAAAUCACCCAGUAUCUGAUCCGUAUGCGCAAACUGGUCCUCAAGAGACAGAGGAAGUUGGUUCCUCUGAGCAGGAAGGUGGAGCAGCGGGAGAAGAGGAAAGAGGAGAAAGCUCUGAUUGCUGCUCAGCUGGACAACGCCAUCGAGAAGGAGUUGCUGGAGAGACUCAAACAGGGAACGUACGGUGACAUCUACAAUUUCCCCGUCCACGCCUUCGACAAAGCUCUGGAUCAGCAGAAUGAAGAGAGCGAGUCAGAGUCCGAGUCUGAGGAGGAGGAAGAGGACGAGGAUGUUGGGAAGAGAGAGUUUGUGGCAGAAGAAGAAGUGGAGGAGAGUGACCUGAGCGACUUUGAGGACAUGAACAAGCUGAGGACGAGCAGCGACGAAGAGGAAGAGGAUGAGUCGAGUGACGAAGAUGAGGAGGAGAUGGAGGCGGAGACCAAGGCCUCUAAGAUAAAAGGCAAAUCUCCGGCCAACGGCGCAGUGGCGAGGAAGAAGCGGGCUUACGUGGAGAUCGAGUACGAGCAGGAGACGGAGCCUCAAUCCAAGAACAGAGCGACGUAACGACGACGACGAUUUCUAGCACAGACUCAGCGGAGGACUUGCUCCUGUACGUACCACCAACACACUCACAGGAAAAAAACAGUGACCCUCAGGUUGUUCUGUCCAUGUUUGGAGAGACACGUUACGUUUUCUUCUUUCUUCCAUGAGCGUUGUCGUUCGCUCAGAUCCUUGAACCAGCGUCCACUCGGAAUGAGAUUUGACCCAAAAAUGCUUUUUAACUUGGUUUCUUUUCCUUUGGAUCUGAAUAAUUAAAUGACAAAAUGUUUGAAGUCGCAAGAACGCAAUGGAAGCAAGACUCGUGUCUCAGCUGGAAUCCUGAUUAUGUUUCAAUAUAACAAUAAUAAUCCUUUUAUUAUUAUAAUAAUAAAAUCUUAAUGGACAUUUUA